Messenger RNA from Pangasianodon hypophthalmus (striped catfish), 3129 nucleotides. RefSeq names its product GRB2 associated, regulator of MAPK1 (gene garem1). The transcript has 6 exons. Gene Ontology annotation, molecular function: proline-rich region binding. Gene Ontology annotation, biological process: cellular response to epidermal growth factor stimulus; epidermal growth factor receptor signaling pathway. Lineage: Eukaryota; Metazoa; Chordata; Actinopteri; Siluriformes; Pangasiidae. The record is from RefSeq and is a predicted model, not a curated record. The coding region runs from base 257 to 2815 and encodes 852 amino acids.
UUGCCUGGGUAACGUCAUGGAGUAGCUGGGAAGAGGAAAUGGCCUCUGCAGCGCUCGGAUCUCUAUGGUCAGGGAUACAUGGCAUUUCCUGUCAGUGUAAACACACCGUCUAGCUGACAUGGCUUCAGUGCAAGACCAUGACCGUGUUUAAGUAAACAAAGGAGCACGUAACGACGCUUUUCUCCAUGAAAGAGCCACUCUGGGUGCUGAUGAAUGUGGCGGUGGGUUGACGACGCGGGUGGGUUAGCGAGCUAACAUGGACCUCGGCUCUAUGCUCUACAACAGUUUAAAAGAUGUAACAUGGAGCACGACAACUCUGCCUCUGGACCGACUGGUGAGCGCCUACAGACUGCCCCAGAUUGUAAAACUGGACACCGGGGAAUCGGUGGAAGGGCUAAGAGAAAACGACUACCUCUUGAUUCAUUCGUGUCGGCAGUGGACUACGAUCACCGCCCAUAGCCUGGAGGAGGGCCAUUAUGUCAUUGGACCGAAAAUCGAGAUCCCAGUCCAUUAUGAGGGUCAAUUCAAACUGCUGGAGCAGGACCGGGAUAUUAAGGAGCCGGUGCAGUACUUCAACAGCGUGGAGGAAGUGGCCAAAGCUUUUCCUGAACGAGUUUAUGUCAUGGAGGAAAUAACAUUCAAUGUUAAGAUGGCAUCAGGAGAAUGCAAUGAGGACACAGAGGUGUACAAUAUCACCCUGAACACUGGCGACGAGUUAACGCUUAUGGGCCAAGCUGAGAUCCUGUAUGCAAAAACGUCAAGAGAGAAAUCACGCCUCAACACCAUAUUCAGGCGCAUCGGCAAGCUGAACUCAAUCGGUCGUCCAGGGCGGGGCAAGAUGCCAUGCCUGAUCUGUAUGAAUCACCGCACUAACGAGAGUGUGAGCCUGCCAUUCCAGUGCCGUGGCCGCUUCAGCACAUGCUCGCCACUGGAGCUGCAGAUGCAGGAGGGUGAGCACAGCAUCCGUGCCAUAGUGGAGAAGACACGGCUGCCCGUCAAUGUGACUGUGCCUGCGUGUCCACCGCGCAACCCGCAUGACCUGCACCCGAUCCGAGAGGGUCACCGCUACAAGCUCGUCAAUGUGCGUACCAAGACGGUGGUGGUGUGCUGUGUACUCCGCCCCAACGCUGUGCUGCCUGUACACUUUCCCUUGCAUGUUGCCACGGCAAUGCCUCGCUUGCUGGUACCUGAAGGCCUGCUGCAUGGAGAGGCAUGGCUGGAAAGCGUAGUUCAUCGCUGGUUCGCAUACUGCCAGGAACAGUUUGAUAUCGACAACUACUCGAGAGCAGUGCGUGAUGUGAGGGCCGACUGGCCCGAGGACUCCAAGAGUCCCAAGAAAGGCACCAGUGGAACAGGAUGCGCAGUCGGGACUGGAAACGGCGGUGGAGUUGGUACCAACGGCUGCCCUGCCCACCUGCCCAGCUCACUUAGCUCAGCCCGGGACGAGCUCACACAGUCAUUCCACCGACUAUCCGUCUGUGUCUAUGGGAACAAUCUGCAUGGCAACAGCGAGGUGAACCUGCAGGGUUGUGUUAGCCUCUACGGGGAGCUUGUGCCUCCAGAAGCACCAGAUGCGGAUUAUCCAUUUCCAGAGCUGCUAGACAGUUCAUCUGGUCCUUGCAAAGCGGAUCUGCCAUACGAGGAACUGUGGCUGGACCACACACAGACACACAGUCCUGUACACGAGCACAACGAGGCUGUCCGAGGAAGCGUUAGCAUCUCCAGCUGCCUGUCUGGCCUGCCAUACCCCAGUGUGGGUUCUACAAGUGCUGCCUUCCUCAGUGCUGAUAUCAAUCUACCUCCACCCCCUGUGCCUCCAAAAUCUGAAGCUGUGAAGGAGGAGUGUCGGUUGUUAAACGCUCCUCCAAUUCCUCCGAGGAGUUCCAAACAGACAGCCCUGAGCUCCGGCAGCGUCCCAGUGCCAUAUCCACCCACAAAGCCACGGCAGCCAGACACUCGUUCCCCAAGCCCAACGCUGUCCUACUACUCCUCUGGUCUGCACAACAUAGGAGGAGAGAGUGAGUCCUCAAAAGAGAUGGAGGAGCAGAACCACGCAUGUUACCCAUGCAACUGGAUUCGAACAGAUACCAACAAAAGCACCAAGCCUCCCCCCUGUCUCAGUCCCUCCACUGACACUGCGCUCUCCCGUCUCUCCUGGCCAAAUGACUUCUGUGGGCCUGAUUUCCACAAAACUGAGGACUUCUCAUCAGUACAUUGCCGUAGUUACUCCAGUUACCCUAGGAAAAGGACCCCUGGCACCCCUAAGACUUGUUCCUCUGGCCUCUUUGACUUUGACAGAGGAGGGACAAGCACUGCAGCCACAAAGGCCCAGCAGCCGGCCCAGUUUUGUACUAAAUCGACUAGUUAUACCCUGGAAAUGUACAGAGACAAACCUAUUGAGGAAUGUGACACUAAACAAAGCAGAUCCUGCCCUAUCUUGCCACCAAGAACCCCAAAACCCAGUGAUGCAAAGAAAGAUAAGGAAUGUGCAUCAGCAAAUGUCGCAGGCGUUGACACUACACAACAACAGGUGGACAGAGUAAACCAGGCAACUGCACUGUCCUGUCCUUCCACUACAGGGCCACAAUGGCAGCCACCAAACAACCUCUCGGGCCUUUCCAUUGAAGAGGUGUCCAAGUCACUACGUUUCAUUGGUAUGUCGGAGGACGUGGUUGGUUUGUUUGUUCGAGAGAAAAUCGAUGGCAAUUUGCUCUUGCAGCUAACAGAAGAGAUUCUGUCAGAGGACUUUAAGUUAAGCAAACUACAAGUGAAAAAACUCAUGCAGUUUAUUGGUGGCUGGAGGCCCAAAAUGUAAGCUCGAACAAAAAUAUGGCAAAACAUUUAAUGCGCUGCAUAACACUACAGCCUUCAGUAUUGCGUUCGACUGUUUUGUAUCUAUAUGCUAUGCACAGUCUGAAGCCUUGUAAUGAUUUUACUGGUUUGUAGAAUAUAUAUGUGUAUAUGAUAUGAAUAUAGGGUGCUUUGUGUAUUAACUUCCCAUGUCUUGACCUGUACCCUUGUCUCUAUGUAAUCUCUUUCUGUGACCUUAUGGUACCUGCACAACACACUUAAUAUUUUGCUCAAACCCAAAGCCUUUGAGAAAUAUGAAUAUAUUUUGAUCAAACCCAA